Molecule: messenger RNA, 8975 nt
Organism: Microtus ochrogaster (prairie vole)
Lineage: Eukaryota; Metazoa; Chordata; Mammalia; Rodentia; Cricetidae
Gene: Gca
Product: grancalcin
Molecular function (GO): calcium ion binding
Source: RefSeq, a predicted model, not a curated record
CGGGAGCCGAGGCGCGCGACACAGCGUCCGGACCUCCGGCACCUGUCGCACACCUGUGGCCUUCCUCGCAGCAGCGCUGACGUUGACUUACCGGCGACUCGUGACUCUUGAUCGGCUGGCCAUGGCCUACCCGGGGUACGGAGGAGCGUUUGGAAACUUCGGCGGUCAGAUCCCAGGGAUGCAGCUGCAAAUGGGCCAUCCGAUGCCAGGUCCCAAUGUGUUCGCUGGUGGUUACCCGGGGUACGUGGCCUACUCUGACAGCUACCCCCCUGCUGAUGACUCUAUGUGGUCUUUCUUCACAGCUGUUGCUGGACAGGAUGGUGAGGUGGAUGCGGAGGAGCUUCAGAGAUGCUUGACCCAGUCUGGAAUCAGUGGGACUUACGCACCCUUCAGUCUGGAAACCUGCAGAAUUAUGAUUGCCAUGUUGGAUAGAGAUUAUACAGGAAAAAUGGGGUUCAGUGAAUUCAAGGAGCUUUGGGCAGCGCUGAAUGCCUGGAAACAGAACUUCAUGGCUAUUGAUCAAGACCAGAGUGGCACCGUAGAACACCAUGAGCUGAGCCAAGCCAUCACUCUUAUGGGUUAUAGGUUGAGUCCCCAAACACUGGCUGCUAUUGUUAAACGCUACAGCAAGAAUGGCAGAAUUUUCUUUGAUGACUACGUUGCCUGCUGUGUGAAACUUCGUGCCCUGACAGAUUUCUUUAGGCGAAGAGAUCACUUGCAACAAGGGAUUGUGAACUUCCUGUAUGAGGAUUUUCUGCAGGGCACUAUGACCAUUUGACAGCGUAGCAUUGAAAAGGUGAAUACUGAAGAAUCCUUCUGCUUCACUGAAACAGACUGGACUACCUAAAACUAGAAGUUUGAUGAACUUUUUUGUAUCCCUUCCUGUUAAAGCUCCGUCCCCUUCCUGUUAAUUUACCUUAAAGCACAGUUCAAUGCAAUAACGUUUUUAUUUGGGAUAUAUUAUUUUUUGGAAAAGUUACGGUGUUGCAGAUAUAUGCACGCCAUCUUGAAAUGUUGCUAAUGAUAUGUAGUUGAUUGAUAUCAGCGCACCUGAGCCUUCAUUUUUUAACAAUAAUAGUGUAUAGAAAUGUAGUUAUGUGACAGAUUGUCUACGAAGCCAAGUAACAAAAGUCUAGAUAAAACUUAAUCAUGUUAUCUAAAGGCUACAAGUUGUACUUCUGAUUUUGUUCACGUCUGUGGCUGUUUCUGGAAGUCAGUCAGUUAGAGGGGACAGCUGCACAUUUGCUGGCUUUGGCUUUGAUUACCCCACAGAGAACAUAACCUCAUGUUCUUGGCCUAUGAAUAAGAAAUCUGUAGCUCCAAACACUAUCUGAAUUUGAGUCUGUCAGCCUACGAUAGUAGGUAUUGUUUACCUUUUUUAUUUUUCUACAAAAUAUUUUGUUGUCUUCCUAUUUUCUUUUCUUUUUUUUUUUUUCCUUUUUAACAUCUUUGUUUCUGCUUAGCUUUGUUUUGUGAGACAGGAUCUUUCUAGAUGGCCCAAUAGGUCACAAACCCAUCGUCCUCCUGUCUUGCCCACUUUGUGUAUGGAGGUUCAAGGCGUGCAGACAUGUGUCUGCCUUAAAAUUUGAAAAUGAAAAUAUCUUUCUCUUUUCUGAGCAGUGGCAUAGAUAACCUAAAAUGUCCUCUUUCUCAAAAUCAACCAGUUUUGGAGGAUGACACAUUUUAGUGAAGUGUCAGCACUUACUCUUGUUUCUUCUUUAAACCCAUGCUGCCCCUAGGUGAUGGCGACAGUUUAUAAAAUGAGAAAAAGUUCAUGUGAUCCGCUACUGUUCAGGAAUUCUGUGUUGGAUUAAUGGCAUGAAUGUGUGCGUGCGUGCGUGUGUGUGUGUGUGUGUGUGUGUGUGUGUGUGAAUAUGUGGGUACAGGUGUACCAAGAAGUGUUUUGAUUUUUUUUUUCCUUUGUGGACCCUGUUAGCAGCAUUUCUGGUGAAAUUUUCUAUAGAGAUUUCAAGUAGUCAUCAAGCUCUUUGCACUAAGUCCUCUGGUAUAAGGUGUCAGAGUUAAUUUCGUUUUUAAUGUGGAAGACACCUGUCUUUAUUAAUGAAGAUUUGAUAAAUCACUAAAUUGUCAUAUAUUUUAACUGAAUAUAUAUCUAGCUGAAGAAAAAUGCAAAUAGAUAUAAUUUUAGUUUAACUGGUGACCAAAUUAAAUAUUUUUAAAGAAAACGCCAUGUUUUUUAAUGGGCAAACCUCUUUUAUAAUUACAGAAAAAUGUAAAAAUGCUUUUACUUGAAAAGAUUCGGGUAAAGAAGCGAUGCCUAAUUGUUUUGACACUGGUUCCCUAUAGUUUGCUAUCAAAUACAUUUGGUCAGUUUUAUAAAGACUGACUAAUGGAUACGCCACACAAACUGUCCUCUGAUUGUGUUUCAUGACCACAUAUUUGAUAACCUGAAAGAAUAUUAGCCGAACUAUUGAAUGUACAGAAUCUGAAGCCAUUGUAGGGAAAUGAAGCCACAGUGUGAUGUUAUAAAUUAUUGAAGAAUGGACACUCGUGAUGUAUAAGUGCUUUUAUUUAUACAGUAAACAUGUUUCCAUGUCAUUUUGAGAAUUUUUUAAUAAACAUUCAAAUAGCUUGCUGUAAAGUUUUGUAUCAUACAAAAUUUGUUACAUAUGUACUGUUAUGAGAUGCGUCAGUUCAACAACAGUGCAUUAAUUCAGCUGUUAUCUAAAAGAUUGCCAAAUGAUGAGAUGUCAGGUAUUGCACUUCUAGUUUGAGUGGCAGUUUACACAUUUCAAAUUACAUCCAGGGCAAAUCAAUGCUGUGGGAGUCUCGAUUUGGUCCACUGAAAAUGUCUUUUAAGGACUGUGCUCAUUAACCUAUUUUAGGCAUGCACUCAGAAAAAGGAAAGUAACAAAUACAUAUUCAAGUUAUAUAUUUAUUUUCAGAAAAGGCAUUUACCCUGGAAGAAAGUAGAAUUUAUCAAGGUAGUUUAAACUCUGUGCAAUUAAAAAAAAUAACAAAAUCAAUUUGUGAUUAUUUCUUUAAUUAAAAUAUACACAUCAAGUUCACUUGUAAUCUUAUGAUAGUACUAAUUGAACAAACAAAAUAAAUACUACUUACGAGAAAUGUGCUUUUUUAAAAAAUGUCCUUUUAUCUUUGACAAAUUAAAGUGGAUAUAUUUUGUCCUGCCUCAUGAACAGCUUUCUGUAAGUUUGAUAGGGGCAUGUUUUUAAUAAUCUCUAAAUUGAACCCAUUGCUCAGAAUUCCAAACUACUUUUGAUUAUCACAUCCUCCGGUUAAAAUUAUAAAACUCAACCAUGGCUCUUUUAUUACUUUGGUACUUGCUUGAAAAGAUCCCUUUUGUUUGUCUUAAUGCAAUCAUUUAUGUAGUGAGUUAAGCUUCCUCAAAUAACUGCCUAAGGCUCAGGUGUCCUCUACACUAUGUCUGGAGAGUACGGACUUAUGCUGGGGUACAAUGCAGAUGUUUAGAACAUCUGUGAGGUGGAGAAUGCAGACAGCAUUUUAAAUAAAUACCAUUCUCAUUUCUCAUUUAGAACAAUAUCAAGACAUCUCUCCAUAUAUUAGAUUAAAAUUUCCUUGUAAUUUAAAACAGUGAGAAGAAUAGCUAGCAAGACACGGAGAACUCAGGGACCCCUUCUGACUCUAGAUCAGUCUGUCCUUUGGAUGCUAGGAAACCUGUGCCCUGAAUCCUCCUUAUCAUGUCCCCUUCUUAUUUUUAGACAAAUUUUUCCUUCUUACAAAGGAAAGAACAUAUGUUCUUAUCAUUCCUUUAAUCCAAGUAGCUUUAUUACACAUAGCGUAGUAUAUUAAAACCCAGGCUCGCUUCUGUCAGUCUGAACAUAGAGUAAGUAGUAGACAUACAGAGUGCUUCUACCUGCCUACCGCGCACCGCAAUUAGAAAACGGACAGGGUUUUUGGCCAUGUGCUGCUCUUGUUGUCAGGUGAGCCCCUUGAUUAACAUUAAGGAGUUACAGAGCUUCAUUGAAUAGCUAUAUGGAGAGAUGUGUGAGCCAGGGAUGGUGGAUUUCCAAUUCUGACAUACUGGGGGUUGGAGUUUAACCUUUUCUCUAAGCAUAAACAUCUAAAUAUAUAGACACAUGCAUAUAGCCAUUUUGAUUUAAUUGUCUGUAUUGCUUAUUUAGUUAUCUUAUUUUCUAAUGAUUAUUGAAAUUGCAAAAGGUAACCUGAACGGUGAGGAUGUCACUGUUCUAGAAACCCACUAAUUAAAGAGUCUUGUUAGUUUGUAAAUGAUAGGCCAUUUAUUAUUAUUUUUUUUAAUGAUAGGCCAUUUAAAGUUGACCUUAGGAUUUACUGGACUUUUUCUGCAUAUUUAAUUUCUCACAGUUGUGUAAAUGCAGGACCCUCAAAUGUGUCGUAGGAGAAGAGAUAAUUACACAGUGGGAUGUUUCCAGGUAUUUUUUUGCCUUCUGUACUUUGACUCUGACUUCACAAUCAGUUUCUCUGACAGAGGGCAAUGUAAUAUUUCCUGCUAUCUGUAAUAAGUUUGGUUUUACUUUUAAUACAUGGGGACAUAUGCUCUUGACUUCUUACAUCUUAAAAAUGAAGCAUGAAGAGUCUAUGCCACUACACAGACAGUGCUACCCUUAGCGCAUGCUGUGUCAGAGCCAACCAGUUUUUGUUUAGAAGUGUCUUUGAGGAUAGUACGAGUUUUCUUAACUGACACAAAAGCAAUGAGGGGAGAAAUGAAGCCCGUAUGAAAUCGAAGCAAGAGGAAAUCGUAGCUGCAUACUUUUAUUCUUGAGUGAAAAGAUGAGCCAAGCUUUUGUUACAAAUGAGCUAUUUUGAAUGCAUGUUAAAGGCCAUUUACUCUUCAGAAAAUUUUAGUGAACAAGAAACAUGUCAAUCAUUUGCUACCAUUGUUCUGAUGGGGCAAUAAGUAAAAUGUUUCUGAGUUCUUUCCAUUCAGAUUUAAUGCUUCCGCCACUCAGCCCAGCUUGCUCUUGGUCUACUGGGCUUCGGUAAAACUGUAGCACUGUUACAACGAUGUGGAUUUUGAAUUGAUCAGCACCACCAUGCCUAUAUCUAGCUGUACCUAAUAAAAUGUUGGAAUUUGUUGGCUUCGCUAUUAAAAGUACACUAGCUAGCUAAUAAGAUUUACUUUCUUUUCCCCCAAAAUAAAUUCUUUUACAAAUUCUUGAAUUUUUCAUGUAUAAAUAGAUCAUAAAUUAUGUUUCAUUCUUGAAUUAGGUAUAUAUAUAUAUAUAUAUAUACUAUAUUUUCAAUACAACUUGUAUACUUCUUUCAGCUACCAAAAUGUUGCAACCAUUUUUUACAGGAAAUUUACAUUUUUCUUAUGUACAAUUAUUUGUAGAAGGUUAUUGCAAAACUAACUGUGCAAAUAGAUUACACUGUCAACACCACAUACCAAUCUUUGAGGAAAAUAUUGGCUAAAAAAUAAAUAUUUCUGCACAGAAUAUUUCAAAAGCAUUAUGAUUCCAUGCUACAUUAUGUGCAUAAAGACUAUGAAAUAGUAUGUGUUUUGGUCGAUGGUUUCAUGUCGUUGAAAGCAUUCCCAAGUUCUAUGUAACAGGAUGUGAGUGAGCUUUCUUAGAUCAGAUCACGUUUUCAAGUGAUCACACAUAUUUUCUGAAGUACGUUAUUCACUGACUGGCAAGCCUUCUGGGAUAAUAUAUUUUCUCAUCAGCAUUAUAAGCUGAACAUUUCAGCUAUAAAGAGGUCUUGGGCCUUUCAUUCAAAUCCAUAGGCGCCUAGGCAUAAAGUAGGGAUUUCUUGAUAUUUUUUAUUGUGUUUUUGUACCACUUGGGAGAAGGGUGCCAUGCCAUUUCGUUGCUGUCAUAACUCUACGAGGAGAAUGUGGGGAGAGCUCGUCACAACUCUAUCCAUCCUUCAAGGUUCCUUCUAGUUAGGGAUAAGGAAUGUGGUGUAGACUUUGCUUAUGCACCCGCAAACAAUGCAAAUCAAAAUGAAAACUAAUACAGUUGGAGUGCUCACAGUUGUGGUUAUUCACAUGUGGGAGCUUUAAAACUGCUUCAUAAUAUACCAGAAGCAGCCCAGAGAAUGUUGAGUUAAGCAUAGAACGCUUUGAAAUCGCAGGCGUCCCCAAUCAUUUCACAACUUAUAAAACAUGUUAACUAAUGGGAGUCCCAGAUGACAUGAGUACAGUUUGGGAAUUAAUCUAAGUCUUGAUAUUACUUUUAAAAGAAUAGCCAAGUUCACAUUUCCACGUCGCACAAUAAAAACAUUUAAUUGGGAGCACUAUAUUGCGGUUGUUUUUACUGUGUUUGUUUACAGGUUUGAUCCUGACUGGAAAAGCGAUAGACUGGGUCAACUGGGUGUAUAGUUUUGAAUACAUUUUCCAUUUCUGUGAUUUUUUUUUAUUCUCAUUUAUAGUUAUAACAUGGCAGUUUAAAAUAACUUCCAGUUAGUCAUCUCUCAACUUGCACGUACUAGUCAACGAAAUAAUCUGUGGUAGUUUUUUUUCAUGCUGUUAAAUGUCAGUCUGCGUCUUCUAUGAAUUUUGUUUUUUUAUACUGGGCUUUAACACAAAGCGUAUUUUACCACAAGAGAAUAUAAUGACAUUCUAGGCAUGAGCGGACCUUGCUUAGUCAUGAUACCUAAUAUUUUAUAAAGCACUGAAAAAUAUAUGCCUUUAGUUUUUAAAAGACUAACACCAGCUUAAGAAGAAACAGAAGCACGCAGCUUUAAAUGGGGCAUCAGGGAGAGAAGGGGCAACCUAUGUAAAACCGAGAAAACAUCUGCACAUCUGCAUUGUGGAUGUGUCUAUAGGUAUUGGGAGCUAAGGCAGAAGAGGCGGCCCCUCCAAUCCUGUUUCCUUUUAGCAACCUCAUCGUUGGCAGGGGCAUGAAAACCAUUUUGGGGGUUUGUUACAUACUGAGUGUCAGUGUGGAGAGUUGGGUGGAGGCAAGAAAGAAAAUCACGUGGCAAUCAUUGCCGUGCCACUACCUGAACACCACUGUGUGGUGCCGUGCAAGCCACAGGAUGAAUUUGCAUCUUUACACAGUGCCUGGUUUCCUCACACCUCCAUAUGUACAUUUCAGAGAGAAGUUCAAAAGUCACUUGUAUUUACAUGGUUUUGGAUACCGAGGGUCACUUUGGGCUUUUCCUCAACCAUAAAUGGGAUAGGUAGGAUUUGAUUUCAGCUUUACCAUGCCGAGCCUUUUGGCCAUUUCCAGCAUUCCACACGAGAACUCAGAAUGCCCCUGUGCGACGAGGGAAAGAAGCUGGGUGCUUAACGUCCAUUACCCUGGGAAGGUCUAGUUUUUGUAAAAGCAGCAUUGUGUUUACUUUCAAAUUGGACUGUAUUUUGUAAAGAGUUUGAAAUACCCAUGUGGGAACACUCAUAUCCAAGCAGACACUGCACAGUGAAGAAUCCGACAUUAAUUCGGAGCAAUUAUUAUUUUUUUGACCGUAGGAAUCAUAUUAUCACUGUCGUUAUUAUCAUUAUUUUUCCUUUAAAGCUGCAGCGCUAAUAGCACAAAGUUAAGGGAAGAUGGUAGCUACAGUUAUAUUUUUCAGAAUCAAAAGCUUUCGUCAUGAGAACAGCGAUUCAGUUACUUAGCACUUGUUCAAAAGAAAACUUUUCUUCUUAAUUGUUUUUAAUGUGUUUCUUGUGGCGGUGCGGGGCAGGGGGGGGGUCAUUUUAGGAAGAAGAGCUGCUAGGCUCGAGUUGGCCUGAUGACAGGGGACACUUUGCGGACCUCCGUGUUUCAGUUCGCACACAGAUCGUGCUAAGGAGAGCUCAUUGAACCAGUGCUGAGUCCCAGCCUUCACUUUUUUUUUUUUUUUUUUUUAAAUGAGAUCUGGGAUGAGACCCAGAACUUUUCAUUUCCAAGUUCUGAGGUGAUGUGAGCGCUGCCAUCUUAGGACAGCUUGUGGACACCCCACAGCCAAGCUGUCUUCCUAGGGCCUCUUGGAAUGCAGAGUAUUGACAUGUUUAUGUUACUACAAAACUGGAAUUAAAAAUGAAAUAGCUACUCAAUUUUUUUGAUCUAAAGGUUUUAAACAUUGAAUGACAAGCCCAUUAACAACACAUCGAGAACUUGUUUUCUGGUUUCGUUUUUAUCCAUGAAUCAACAAUAUAGAGUCCUUUGUGUUAAAUUAUAGCCAGUUGCAGUUCAUUUCUAGCUAAUUGAUCUACUGAAUUGCUUUUUUCCCUGGCUAUAAAGUAUGUUAUAUAUUUUAGUUACUCUUUUAUAUAUACUGAGGAUGUGAUACAUGUCAUCCUUACCUAUAAUGUGUAAGUUGUGAUUUGAAAGUGACAUUUGGAUAUAAAUGUUUUUCUCCUGGGUAUUUUGGAGCCAUUGUACAAGUUCAAGGCCACACAGCCUUGAGCUCUAACACAUUAAACCUGAUUCCUGACUGGAAGAGUAGAAAACUUAAUUCUGAUAGCCAGUAUAUUAUAAUGGACUUGAAAUUUACGUUCUCUCAAAUUGGCCCCCUGCUUUCUCCCUGUUUUGUUGAAUUAGUGACUAUUAUAUUAAAAGGAUCACUUCUGUCUUUUUUAUUCCUGGUUUUCUCAUCAACUAAUUAAAGUAGUGGACUCCCCUCUGGGAUAAAAUGAUAAGUCUUAGAGGCAAUUCUCUGUCCAGCAAUUAAUAGCAGCAGGAGAACAUCUCAGCCAAAUAAACUUUAAGACAGCAUUUUUUUUAAGGGCAUGGGACCGAUAAUAAUUUUAGGUUAAAGGCAAAGGUGUUAUGUCGGUGCUUCUAAUUCUUUCCAAGGAAAGCUGGGCUGCUUUUAGGCUGGUGUAGCAUUUAGGCCCGGCCUUAGGCAGGACCCCAAAUUGGAGGUGGCAGAUUGCAUUUAUUGUGGGUGCUAAGUAGGAAAAUGCUAUUUUAAAGUUAUUUUUCGGCUGGGACAAGGGAAUGCAAAUUGUGUGUCAGGAUGAUUGCUUUUGUUAUCCAUAAGUCAGUUCAAGUGUUCAUCUGACAUGUACGACUACGUGUAUGUUUAUGUUGCUUGGGAACCUUUAAAAUUAAUAUUCUGUGGAA